Messenger RNA from Cyclospora cayetanensis, 2001 nucleotides. RefSeq lists its product as uncharacterized. The coding region runs from base 1 to 2001 and encodes 666 amino acids. Gene Ontology annotation, molecular function: protein binding. NCBI's taxonomy places the organism in Eukaryota, Apicomplexa, Conoidasida, Eucoccidiorida, Eimeriidae. The transcript is spliced from 7 exons. The record is from RefSeq and is a predicted model, not a curated record.
AUGUCGCUCCUGGAGCUGUCGUACAGUACCUUCUCGCUGCUGCAGCAGUCGCUCCAACACCUAGAUCUGUUGUACCAGCAAGAGGUGCAAGAGCAAGAGAAGGCAGCAGCAGAAGCCGAGGCAGCAGCUGCAGCUGCCGCUGCUGCUCCCCCUACUCGAGCUAAAAAGGGCUCAGCUGCAAAGCCAAGCAAAUUGAAUGCUGCUUCAGAUGCAGAAAAAGCUGCUGCUGCUUCUGCAGCUGCUGCUGCCAGACAACAAUACGAGAACCAACUUAUGGCCUACGCACACCUCUGUCAGACAGCAGGGACCUUGGGAGAGCUGCAUGCUGAGCUUGUCUGCCCGCUUUUAAGGGAAUGCUUGUCUGAAUUGCUGCUGUUGCUGCAACGAAGAGCCCUGCUGCUGCGGCGGAAACUUGUUGCGGCGAACGGUGGCUGCUGCUUCCUUUCUGAAGGGUCGGCCACUGCUGCGCUCAUGCUUCCAGUGAAGCUUCGCUGCAGCAACAAUGGCAGCAGUUGCAAGUUUCUGCAGAAAGGCUCGAUCCAGUCGGUUUCUCCCCCGCAAGAGGGAGCACAUCGCUUUACUGCUGCUGUCGUUGGUGGUGAUGCUGAAGAAGUGACUCAAACGCCACCUCACGUGCUCGAUGACCUUCCCUCCGCAACCAUACAGCAAGCCGAUGUAAAGUUACAACAGCAUAUGGAGGACCAGCUCCAGUGCAAGGCACUGGAUUCCCCGAGCUUUCAUAGUGAGGAUCCUAAUUCACCACAGACAGCCGCGUUGGCAGCGUCCGGCUCUCAAGAGUCAUCUGUUACUGCACGCAGCCAAGAGCAAAACGGCGUAGAGAAGUUCAAUUACUUAGCAGGUUUGAAACCACAGGAGGAGAUGGAAAAGCUGAAUACGGCAGCAACACGCAUUGCUGCAUUCUGGAAGGGAGCUGUUGUCCGUGAGCAGCUGCAGCAACAGCAACAACUGCUCCUGCAGCAGCUCGGUCUCGACCACAACAUCAACCCCAGGGAGAAGCAGCGUCAGCGAGAGCUGAUGCUACAUGUCCAAAAGUGCCAAUUGUCACUACAGCGGCAACAACAAGAAGCAGAGGCUGAAAUAGAUCAGAUGCGACAGGAGGUCUACGAAGAGCUUAACGGCAGUUACAAAGACAAGCUCAUGGAGCAGAUGGUAGAAGAUGGCAAGGAAUGGAUGCUAAACUUCAGACGCAUAGUAGGAGCGCUUCCAGAAAGUCUGCAAGACAGAUCGAAGGAAUUCAGGGGCCUACCUGAGGUUCCCGAAGGCAAGAUUCUGAAGCUUGAACUCCCCGGCAAGAAGGCUACGCAAAAAAAAGGUGCUGCUGCGUCGCUUGUUGCGAAAGCGAGAUUCCCUGCUGCCUAUACAUAUGCUACUGACUCUGUUGCUGUUAACUUAGGAAAGGGAGAUUCAAAGAAAAGUAAUAAUGGGGAGAAGACUGGCAGCAAGCCGGAUAACCCGAGCAGCAGUGGCAGCAGCGACAGCGAAAAGGGGUUCAAGGAGGAGCUGCAGCGGCUGCUCCUGCCGCUGCAGGCAAUUGCUGCCCAGCACCCAUUGUAUGCGUCAUUUGCUGGAACGCCAGGGAUCAGCAAGCACGCAACAGACAGUAGCUCGCUGCUUGCUGCACCCAAGGCAGCUGCAAAUACAGCAAGUGCUGGGCCUUCUCGGUGGACUGAGCUCGCAGCAGAGGAAGCCAGCAGGGCAGCCGUGGGAACAGCGCUGCGCGCUAAGCUGCUGCCCGCUGUAGCAGCAGCCGCAGCAGCGAAAGCAGAUGCAGUGCUGGAGGAGCAACUGCAGCAGCUGCGCUUCGAGCUGGACGGUAUAAAGCCAAGAAAACAGCGGAUGGCUCGCAAAGGGAGAGUGAAGAGCGGGAGUGCAAAGUGCUGCAAGUGCACUGCAGCCAUCCUUGGUCCACCAGAAAAUUUUUUUGAUGACCUCGUUGAAGUAGGGUUGCAGUAUAAGCUCUGCCGCCCGGCACUUUGUUGA